Molecule: messenger RNA, 429 nt
Organism: Mesorhabditis spiculigera
Lineage: Eukaryota; Metazoa; Nematoda; Chromadorea; Rhabditida; Rhabditidae
Source: the annotation of a GenBank genome assembly
AUGCCGUUAAUUUUAGCCAACGACCUGCAAUGCCGCUGCUCAACAACAAUAAUAAACUAUUUAGCUAAUGUUCAACACCGCAAUGUAAUAGCGAAUCAGCUUGCUCAACGCAGCCAGCUAGAGCAGCUUCUAAAGGUCACACUGGAUGGUCAGCGUCGGGUGGAUACGGUCAACCUUCCUAGCAGCGCAGUUCAGCGAAACCAAACUCGUACUUUACAGCGCCGAUGCGAAAUCUGUGGCCGCGAAUCGCUUGGUAGCAUCCAUUUCGGUGGCGAAUCCUGUGAAGCUUGCUGCGCAUUCUUCCGCCGAACGGUGGUGUUGGGCAAGGCGUACGUAUGCCUGCGGGGCGAGGAUGGCCUCCCGGACCACGGUAAGAAUUUUGUUUAUCAAAAGCAGCAGAAGAGGACACGUCAGAAAAAUCUACCUAGU